This is a messenger RNA of Carica papaya (papaya), 848 nucleotides long. The record is from RefSeq and is a predicted model, not a curated record. Lineage: Eukaryota; Viridiplantae; Streptophyta; Magnoliopsida; Brassicales; Caricaceae.
GAAAAAUUUUUCUUCUUCUAUCAUUUCCACACGUCAACCCUAAUUUUGCCUAAUUUCUAACAAACAGAAGUAUAAUUAGAAGAAAAAAUUGGUCCCAAGCAAAUGAAUUUUCCCAUCCAAUUUCCUGUAGAACAAAUUCCACUAGUCAUCGAGUUACAAAUUUCUUUGAUUUCGUUUUCCCUAUUAUUAUAAUCCCCAUAUUUCUCCAUGACUAUUCUUUCUCCGAUUCUCCUCUCUGUUUUCACGGUCAACGAUUCCCAAAAAUCCAGUCUCACAAGUUCCUUUCGGUGUUUCUGUUAUCUUCAUUCCAAAUCUUCAAAUGGGUCGCAGGCAAAACGACCUACUACCCGCUCGUUUCACAUUUCUUCUUCUUCUUUUGUUGGGUCUCGUAUCAUUUGCUCUGGUAUACGCUGUGAUCUCCAAAAUUAUCAGACCCAAUGCGAGCUCUGCAAGUUCAGGCGUUGAUUCCUUGUCAUUGAUUGAGGGCAGUGGCAAUGAUGACUUGUUUAAUGCGAAUAGUGGGGAAUGUUGUAGAGGGAUUGAUAAUUUGGAGCUAUGGGGACCUGCUGUCAAGUGGGGAUCCGACUUCAAGUUCAAUUCUUCCAUGGAGUGUUGCAAGGCAUGUAAGGAUAUGUGUAGCGGCAGUGAUGGGCCGUGCUUGUGUGAUACUUGGGUCUUCUGUGGGAACAAGGAGGCUUGUGGACGCAAAUUUGGUGAGAUCAAGAAGACCUGGUUUCAGAACCUGAUCCACAGGAAAAUUGCGAGUAGAUGCUAGAUAAUUUCUAUUUUCCAUUACUUUUCUUAUUUCUCGUGUUUUUUUCAUAGAAUUCAUUCCAUAAUGUUUGUUU